CCUUGCUCAAAAAAUAUGAAGCCGCAAAUAGUCGCACAAUGCGAGGACGGUCUUAUACUGGAUGUGUUUAGUUCGAUGCCCAGAGUAUUUUCUUGCUUGCAGUACAAUAUCAAAAACAAUAUUCUCUGUUAUUACACUGGAACACAUCUCAUCGCGUAUGAUUUGGAAAAGGAAGUAGAGUUGAGAAACGUUGCGAUGGAAAGAGUUAAAAAAAUGGAAAUUGAUGAUAAUUGCAGGUUUAUCGGAGUAUUGCUGCAAAGCAAAGUAUUAAACAUCAUGGCACCCGGGACAAUGUGUGCGAGGAGUGUGAAAGAAAAUAAUAACACAGUCCUUGGUUCGACGGAGGAAAAUGAGGAUGACAAAUGUGCGACUGGCAUUGUGUUCACCCUCAGCGAUAUUUUCGACUUUAAAAUGAGCGAUCAGUAUCUGCUGGCCCGUAGUAAUAAAGAGUUGAGAAUUUUUAAGGCAGUCAAUUCCAAAUUUUCGUGCGAGGAGUCUCACAAAAAUGUCAAGGAUUUCUAUGUGUACGGCAGCGUGGUGGUUGUUUUGGACGAAAAUGGCUUCUUCACGAUAUACAAGAAUCAGCAAAAAAUUUUCGAACUUUUUCUGGACAAGGUCGAUGCGAUAGACGUCAAGAGCAGCGCGAAAGGCAAUUUUGUGUUGCUCUGCACAAUAAAAACCGAGGUUGGCAGUUACUUUGGUGCAAAGGAGCUGACGCUGUUUGAUUUCCAUUCCAAAAGGUACCAUACGCUCGAUGUGGCAUCGCCGAACUACUUUACAUUUGUCAAAGGAGGAUAUGCUGUUUGUCACAGCAGUCAACCAUCUGUUGUGAGCAUAUAUGAUUAUAGCCGAAAGGAAAUUAAGAGGUUUCCGAAGGGAAUACGCAACAGAAUUUACUAUAACAGACAUGAAAACAUCGUAUGCUUUGCCGGAUUCGACAAUCUGAGCGGAAUGAUUGAAAUAUAUGAUGCACAAACAUGUUUCUUAGUCAGCAGUUUGAAAAUGCUUGGAGCUUCGGUGGUCAAUUGGUCGCCGUGCGGGUCGUACUUUUUGGUUGCAAUAACAAAUGCACUGAAAGUCGAUAACAAAAUAGUAAUUUAUGAUUAUUUUGGGAGAAAAGUCAACGAGAAACACUUCAAUAAUUUAGUUUGUGCGGAUUGGAUCGGAAAUACUGCAGGUUUUCAGUAUUUAGAGAAGCCGGCACAGCUCAAUAUUUAUAAAGAGGAAUCGUAUGUACCACCAUCUUUUUCAGGAAAAAACAGGAAGGGAAAUAAUGCUCGUAAGUAGACCUCUUUUCUCUUUUAAUCACCAAAGACAUUUAUUAAAUCCUUUAUCGCUGA
Molecule: messenger RNA, 1340 nt
Organism: Vavraia culicis subsp. floridensis
Lineage: Eukaryota; Fungi; Microsporidia; Pleistophoridae
Exons: 1
Coding region: 16-1287 (423 amino acids)
Biological process (GO): translational initiation
Cellular component (GO): cytosolic small ribosomal subunit
Molecular function (GO): tRNA binding; translation initiation factor activity; protein binding
Source: RefSeq, a predicted model, not a curated record